Cladocopium goreaui is the source of this 1388-nucleotide messenger RNA. The record is from the annotation of a GenBank genome assembly. NCBI's taxonomy places the organism in Eukaryota, Dinophyceae, Suessiales, Symbiodiniaceae.
AGGAUCAAUCCUUCAUGUGGGUCGCAGCCGAUCCAGCCAAUCCGCAAGCAGUGGGGGCACUGCUUCAUCACCUCUGUCGCAUCCGCAAGUCCAGAUUCCGUUCCAAGGCUGGCCAGGACACAGCAGAGCGUGAGAUGCAGGCCGUGCAGGCAUCUGUGAUAGGCUCGACCUUCAGUAGCCACUUGGAAGAUGAGUUCCUGACAGUGCAGGAAGAAGUUGAACUCCUGAGAAGAGCAGAUGAUUGCACCCGACGAGUUCCCGCAUCUUGCCGACAGCAGCCUCCCCCUCCCUCAGACUUUGUCCUUGAAAGUGGUGUUCGUGUGGGCAAGGUCUUCUGGUUUGGACGGCACCGCAAGUGGGGCUGGGGCAACCCACUGGGCAAACUCCAUCGGCAAGGCUUACAGCUCUUCAGUGCCAGCGGUUGGCAGGUUGUCAAGGAGGAUGCUGACGGUGUGCUGCCAGGCUUUUGCUGGCCGACUAGACAAGCAAGUCAUUUCCCCGCUCACGCAUCUUCAAGCAACUUGCCCCUGAUUCGGCCAUUUCCGCAGGAGUUCACGCGCAAGCUAGACGACAAGGCCAGUCUGGCGAGACAUCUCAAUGACGCAGGUUGCAGCAACAUCCAUCCUGAAACCUGGAGAGCAGUGGAUUUUCUUGAGAACACACCGCCCAAGUGCGGCAAGUGCGGCGAAGAAGUCUUUUUCCUCAAGCACAGUUUGGGAGUGAAGGGAAAUGGGGUGCAUGUUUUUGACCGUGAUGGUCUACUUCAUCGGUUGGGCGAACUCGGGUGGAAAGGCUGUGAGCCUUUUGUUGUACAACGCUGUGUUGCUCCGCCAUCGCUGCGAAAUGGUCGGAAGUGGGUGAUGCGAGCGCAUGCUUUAUUGCAUGGACAAACGGACGGGCGCAUCCAACUGUACUUGCACAAGAAUGCAAUUUGCUUAGAAUACGGCCAGAUCUACACAGAGCGCCUUGACAUCAAGGCAGCUCAUGUCAGCAACAGUGCCAAAAUCAAGUUGUUGCCAAAGCCGGAAGUGAUACAAGACGAAUCCAUCAUGCAGCAGCUUUGCAGGCUGACGCAGCUAGCUUUUUCAGCUGUCAUUGAUCAUGCGCCACGCGGGCCCUUUACCCCAAAAGAAGCUGAACUCUGUCAAGUAUUUGGUCUGGACGCGAUUCUUGAUGCAGAAGGAAAGGUUUGGCUUCUUGAAGUUAACGACUAUCCUGCGAUCGCGUCAGGAACCAUGGAACAUGUUGAGAGCCAUGUGUACACCAACCUGGUUCGGGACUUGCUGCGUUUGGUGGUGCUUCCCAAAGUGGAUGGCACGGAUGCAGUGUUAGGAGGUUGGCAGCGUUUGGAAUGUGAUCAUCUGGAAAACGUAGAAGCAAAACAGUGA